GGGCAGUUGGGCCCGCAGAAGUCGGUUGGGGAGCUGUCACCACGGGCGCUAGCGCAAGCGCUUAAGGGCCCGGGGUGGGCGCGGCCGACCCAUCCCAGACCCGGCCGUGACCCCACACCUAGCGCGCCCACACGCGGCCCCCUCGGCCCGGCCGCGAACCAAGUCGCCUGCCUGUCCGCCCGCUCACUCCCCUCGUCUUCUCUCCCGCCGGCCGCGGAGACCCCGCUGGGGUUGAGGCUUCGGGAGACGGGUGGCCAGGGCCGGCCGCGACCUCCUAGCCAUGUCCUCGGUCCGUGACGCCAGCAGCCACUUUCCCCUGCACCUCUUGGUCUGGAACAACGACUACCGACAGCUUGAGAAGGUGCUGCGCGGCCAGGGUCUUGCUAUGUAGCCCAGACUGGCCUUGAACUUGCAGUGAUCCUGAUCUUCCUGCUUCAGCCUCCCAAGUGCUGGGAUUACAGAAUGUGGAGGCUCUGGAUCCACGAGGCAGAACAUUACUGCACCUUGCAGUGUCUUUGGGACAUUUAGAAUCUGCACGAGUCUUGCUCCGACAUAAAGCAGAUGUGACUAAAGAAAACCGCCAGGGAUGGACAGUUUUACAUGAGGCUGUGAGCACUGGGGAUCCCGAAAUGGUGUACACAGUUCUGCAACACCGAGACUACCACAACACGUCUAUGGCCCUCGAGGGGGUUCCUGAGCUGCUACAUAAAAUUCUUGAGGCUCCAGACUUCUAUGUGCAGAUGAAAUGGGAGUUCACCAGCUGGGUGCCCUUGGUUUCCAGAAUAUGCCCAAAUGAUGUCUGUCGAAUUUGGAAAAGUGGCGCCAAACUGCGUGUUGAUAUCACAUUGCUGGGAUUUGAAAAUAUGAGCUGGAUAAGAGGGAGGCGUAGUUUUAUAUUUAAAGGAGAAGACAAUUGGGCAGAGUUGAUGGAAGUCAACCACGAUGAUAAAGUGGUCACUACGGAACAUUUUGAUCUUUCCCAAGAAAUGGAGCGCCUCACACUGGACUUGAUGAAGCCAAAGAGCAGGGAAGUUGAGAGGCGGCUCACAAACCCAGUCAUUAACACCAGCCUUGAUACUAAAAAUAUUGCUUUUGAAAGAACUAAAUCCGGAUUCUGGGGCUGGAGGACAGAUAAAGCAGAAGUUGUUAAUGGUUACGAAGCAAAGCAUUCUUGCUCGUGCUGUGCUUACUUUUUGAGUUUUGAUUCCCUGUGUCACUGUUUUCUUUUGCACACAUCUCUCAAGGUUUACACAGUAAACAAUGUGAGUGUGAUAACCAAAAUACGCACAGAGCAUCUUACUGAGGAGGAAAAAAAGAGAUACAAAGCGGACAGGAACCCACUGGAAUCUCUGCUGGGAACUGUGGAACAUCAGUUUGGUGCUCAAGGGCAGGACCUCACCACGGAGUUUGCUACCGCAAACAACCCGACAGCCAUCACGCCUGAUGAGUACUUCGAUGAAGACUUUGAUCUGAAAGACAGAGACAUCGGGAGGCCAAAAGAGCUGACAAUUAGAACACAAAAGUUUAAAGCAACGCUGUGGAUGUGUGAAGAGUUUCCCCUCUCCCUUGUGGAGCAGGUCAUUCCCAUAAUUGACCUCAUGGCUCGAACUAGUGCUCAUUUUGCAAGACUGAGAGAUUUCAUCAAACUGGAAUUCCCACCUGGAUUUCCUGUCAAAAUAGAAAUUCCCUUAUUUCAUGUCUUAAAUGCACGGAUUACAUUUGGAAAUGUUAAUGGCUGCAGUACUGCUGAAGAAACUGUAUCUCAGAACGUGGAAGGGACCCAGGCUGAUUCAGCUUCCCAGCUCACAAACUUUGAGGUUGAUCAAUCUGUGUUUGAAAUUCCUGAGUCUUACCAUAUUCAAGACAAUGGAAGAAAUGUGCAUUUGCAAGAUGAAGAUUAUGAGAUAAUGCAGUUUGCCAUCCAGCAGAGCCUGUUGGAGUCCAGCAGGAACCAAGAACUUUCAGGACCAGCUUCGAAUGGAGGGAUCAGCCCAACGCACAGCUAUGAAGCCCAGUAUGAGAGGGCAAUCCAGGAGAGCCUCCUCACCAGCACCGAAGGUCUGUGCCCGGGUACCCUGAGUGAGACAGGCCGUUUUGACAGUGAUUUGCAGCUGGCCAUUGAGCUCUCUGCCAAAGAGCUGGAAGAGCGGGAGCUCCGGCUGCAGGAGGAGGAGGCUGAGCUCCGGCAAGUCUUACAGCUGUCACUCACUGAGAAGUAGACUUUUCUGCCCACAGGCUGCACAAAGCAGAGGCCCUGGGCUGCACACGAGUGCUAUGUCAACUGAAGCCCUGGAACUGAGGGCCUACCCUUGGUGCCGCCGGCAGCUGCCCCUUCUUUCCACAGAGGUGCAAGACCAGGGACUCCCAGGCCCAUCCAGAUGCUCCCGAGAAUGGAGAAGAGGGGCCUGGCAGGUCCCAUCUCCAGGCUCAGGGGAGGAGAGCAUCAUCCAUAGCUGUAUAGGCUUGCAGGUCACAUUUUUAUUACCAGCUUUAGACGAAAACCCCAAUGCCCGCAGGUUUAUAGGUACAUUUUUAUCAAGGAGAUACAAGACAAGUUAUUGCAGAGUCAGGGUGCUUUUAUAUACAAGAGCAGCAGCAGCAGCAGCAGCCUUUGUAGAAUGGUUUAGAAUUUAAGACCUUGUACUGUUCACCAAAGAAAUGGUUGUGCCGAUCUACUCUUUAUUUUUACCUUUAUAUAGGGUUUCUAGAACAUUGUCAUUAUUCCUCCUCCACCGCCACCUUAUUCCACCUUAUUCCAUUCCUCCCCUCCCCAGCUGCAGUUAAAGAGGAGAUAUAUACAGGAUCUAUUUUAGAUUGUGGUUAACUAUUUGCAUCAAAUUAAGAUAUACAGAUGACCACGGAUGUUGCCUUAGCCUUAAAAAAAUUAUUAAUCGUUUUAAACCACCUCACUAUAUAUUGAGAGUCCCAAUUUGAAUCUGUAGAGGCAGUUCCUCUGAGAGCAGGAUCCUCCAGGCUGAACGUAAGGCAGCUAGUUCUGUCCCCAAAGGAAUAGCCAGGGGAACCCAUGGCUUGUUCUUCAAGUGGGCAAGCUGGCUGUGACACUGAACCAAACCAAACCUGUGUUCAGCACCUGCUCCGGUGAAGGAUCUCUGUGAAGGAGCCCAGGAAGACCUGGCUGCGUGUUCCGGUUUCACAUGAGAGAAAGGGGUGGAUUUGCAAUUAGAAAGGGAACUAACAUGGAGCUCAGUGGCACUUCAUUCAAAAGGGAAAAAGAUAGUCCAUGUUGCUUUUUAGAGUUCAAAUCAACAUCUUUCUGGAUAAAUAUAUUUUUUAACAGAAUCUUUUUAUUAUUUUUAAAAGAUAAAAGUAACUAUUCCCAUCAGUAGCAAUACGAGGUUAUACAUUUUAACCAGAUUUUCUCAGGCCUUUUUUGGAUACCUUUAGUAGUUGACUAUUUUGUCUAACCCUCCUGUAAAUACUUAGUACAUAACCGACCCCUGGGAACACAGCGAGGGUACCUCGUACUCAUUCCCAUAGGCUGCACUGAAAUAACCUGGUAAAUGAUCUCCUCUGUUUCACACCUGUUUCCUGUUAACACUUCUUUUGGGAUAGGGAGAGAAACAUAAACUACUGUCCCAGUUAAUGUCUGUAUCAUACAGUUAGUGUUACCAGUAAACAUUCUUAGACACAAAGAACUGUGCUUUUAAUUCCACAUAGCCAUCUGCCUUUUUUUUUUUGUCAUGGUCUGACCAAAAUUCUUCUGUAUACAAGCGGCCAGUAUAGGCAAAAACCACAUUUUUAUAUGCAGCUUGGCGUUUUGUUUACUUGGCAUUUACUAUGAGUGAGGUCCCUUGGGAAUGGCUGCAGGUAGGCCACAAUGUUUACUCACUAAGGUAAAUCAUAGGGAACUUCUGUGUUUGCAUUCCAUUGUUCUGCUUCCUGAGGCCUGUGACUUCGUCCCAGGAAGUUACUCAAAAAGGGACUGACCAUCAUGUCAACCUGUCACAGCAUUUUUCAUCUGUUCUCUCUUAAAAUGCAAAUAAAGACUGCUUCCCUAGAGGGUGCUCUAUAUACCGUA
Messenger RNA from Cavia porcellus (domestic guinea pig), 4039 nucleotides. RefSeq names its product ankyrin repeat domain 13A (gene Ankrd13a). The record is from RefSeq and is a predicted model, not a curated record. Gene Ontology annotation, cellular component: cytoplasm. Gene Ontology annotation, molecular function: protein binding. NCBI's taxonomy places the organism in Eukaryota, Metazoa, Chordata, Mammalia, Rodentia, Caviidae. The coding region runs from base 630 to 2219 and encodes 529 amino acids. The transcript is spliced from 16 exons.